AUGGCGUGGAGUGUACGGCCGCAGGCAGAGAUGGGUCCAGCUUCCGCUUCGGCAGCAGGAUGCUCGACAGUGAGCGUGGGAUGUCACUUGGGGCCGAGCUACAUGGUCGUGCAUCAAAGGCGGGAGUUGGGCGCUGUGUGGCCAGAGCGGACAGUGCGCAAUGCGAGCGCAGCACAGUGCGUGGACCAUAUCGUGUUCGGCGAGGCUUACAUUGGCCAGUUAUGGGACCGGGUGCGCUCGCGCGAUCGACAGGCGCACCAGAUGCGGGCCAUUGUCAUGACCGGCGGUGCUGGUCGUCAGCACGGCGAUUGGACGCGGGCACAUCGGGCAGCAUGGCUACACUGUCAGCCGGGUCAGCCGCGGGCUGCGUCAAGGGCGCCACAGCACGAGCGCGAGCGCGAAUGCGCACAAUGGGAACGCGCAGCGUUGCGCACCUGGUCAGGAUGCGCGCGCACGCAGGAUGGAGACGGGACAAUGGCGGGCGAGGAGAGAGCGAUGGGCGGAAUAGCGGAGACAUUACUUGACAAGAUUGUAUGGGUGGCAGUAAGCCUAUGA
Molecule: messenger RNA, 555 nt
Organism: Postia placenta MAD-698-R-SB12
Lineage: Eukaryota; Fungi; Basidiomycota; Agaricomycetes; Polyporales; Adustoporiaceae
Exons: 5
Coding region: 1-555 (184 amino acids)
Source: RefSeq, a predicted model, not a curated record